Scomber japonicus (chub mackerel) is the source of this 3002-nucleotide messenger RNA. It is a transcript of the gene skib, whose product is annotated as v-ski avian sarcoma viral oncogene homolog b. The record is from RefSeq and is a predicted model, not a curated record. NCBI's taxonomy places the organism in Eukaryota, Metazoa, Chordata, Actinopteri, Scombriformes, Scombridae. The coding region runs from base 226 to 2289 and encodes 687 amino acids. Gene Ontology annotation, biological process: negative regulation of BMP signaling pathway. Gene Ontology annotation, molecular function: DNA-binding transcription factor activity, RNA polymerase II-specific; RNA polymerase II cis-regulatory region sequence-specific DNA binding; SMAD binding. Gene Ontology annotation, cellular component: nucleus. The transcript has 7 exons.
UUUUGAGUCUAGGAGUUGUCGACUUUAAUUGCGUCUGCUUACAGGAACAGCCCCUAUGAAUUUUGCAGCCUUCAGUUUUCUGAAUGGACGCGCUGGGAAGCUUCUCCGGUGACAUGGAAAUGCGCGUUAUUGAGCGUGUAGCCGGAUGCUGAGGACGCCCUAUCCAAUAAGUCAAUUUUAGCUUUCAUUUUGAGUUUUGAACUCUCUUUCCUAACCGGCGACAACAUGGAGGGCACGAGCUUUCAGCCCCAUCCCGGACUUCAACAAACUCUUAAGCAGUUUCAUUUGAGUUCCAUGCGCUCUCUCGGUGGACCGGCGGCGUUCUCCGCUCGGUGGCACCAGGAUUCACUCUUCUGUAAAGAUGGGAAAUCCGCAGAGAUGAUGCUCACCUUGCCGGCUCAGACACCUCCAGUAAUGUCCGGUCCACUGUUCAUCCCGUCCGACCGCUCCACGGAGAGGUGCGAGACGGUCCUGGAGCGGGAGCCGAUCUCCUGCUUCGUUGUGGGUGGCGAGAAGCGGCUGUGCCUGCCGCAGAUCCUCAACAGCGUCCUGAGAGAUUUCUCCCUCCAGCAGAUCAACUCGGUGUGCGAUGACCUGCACAUCUACUGCUCCAGGUGCACGGCGGACCAGCUGGAGAUCCUCAAAGUGGUGGGGAUCCUGCCCUUCUCGGCUCCGUCCUGCGGGCUGAUCACUCAGACGGAUGCUGAGCGCCUCUGCAACGCUCUCAUCUACGGCGGUACUUACCCUCCUCACUGCAACAAGGAGUUAGGCUCCCUGGAGUUGGAGCGAACCGAGAAGAGCUUCAAAGUGUAUCAUGAAUGUUUCGGCCGGUGUAAAGGUUUGUUUGUCCCUGAACUGUACACCGGCCCGAGUGCUGCCUGCAUCCAGUGCAUGGACUGCAGGCUCAUGUUCCCACCUCACAAGUUUGUGGUCCACAGUCACAAGAGACUUGAGAACCGGACAGUCCACUGGGGGUUCGACUCCGCCAACUGGCGGGCCUAUGUGCUCUUAGACCCGGACUACACCGGGAAGGAGGAGAAGAGUCACCUGGAGCAGCUGCUUAAAGAGUUAAAAGGAAAAUAUGAUCUGACGGGCAAGCUGUCCAGUAAAUCGUGCAGAUCUCCCAGCCCUGUCCCAGCCAAGAGGUCCAAAUUUGACAAACUACAAUCCCCAUCAGCUGAAAUAGACAGGAAACCUGACUGGCUACAAUCACUGUCAAAGUCUGCACACAAGGAUCUGAAACAGGUCCAACUGAAACAGAGGCCCUCUGCUUUCCGCCCAUGGUCUCCUAAAGCAGCAGAAAAGGAGAAACCAGCUACUCAGAAUGAGGUGGAGAGGUCCUAUUCAAAGAAUCAGAAGACUUUGGUGGCUCCCAAUCUGGAACAAGCGCCCCUGGCCCCUCUGGUCCAUCCCAGGGACAGCCACGCUCCUGGCAGGGGGGCUGCAGCCAUUUCCAGGCCACCACAGGAGCUGCAUAAUGGUGACGCACAAUCUGCAGCCAAAUUGGCCCCUUCCAGUGCCACCAAUGGAACCGACGAUAUGGACACAGAUGGAGAAAUUGAUGUGGAUGACUGUGAUGAUCAUCCAGUGCCAGCUUCCUCCCUGGCAUCACCUCCCUCCGCCUGCACUGGUGUGUCUCAGACUCUGACCCCUCAGAGUGUUGCUCGGCCUCAGGAGGGAGCUGCCUGGCUUUCGGCAACCGUUUGCCCAGAGUUGGACACCCUAAGACAGAUGCUCUAUGCUGGUCUGGACACAAAGGAAGCCAGAGAAAAACUCCUGCAGGAGAUCGUCAGGAUGAGAGUGAAGCAGGAGGAGAAACUGGCAGCCGCUGUGCAAGCGAAACGCAGCCUUCAGCAGGAAUUGGAGUUUGUGAGGGUGGCUAAGAAAGGACGUCUUCGUGAAGCCAUAGAAGCCAAGCGAAAUCUGAGAAAGGAGAUUGAACGCCUUCGUGUGGAUUGGGAGAGGAAGAUGAGGGACACGGAGGAGUCAUGUGGGCGGCUGAAGAGAGAGUUGGAGAGGGAGAGACAGUUACGAGUUUGUGACAAAGGCUGUGAGGCUGAACGUCUCCGGGUCAAGUAUUCCACUCAGAUUGAAGAGUUGCAUGUGCAGCUACAGCAAGCAGAAGCUGACCGGGAGCAGCUGAGGCAGGAACUGCAGCAGGAGAGAGAAGCUCGGCAGAGUCUGGAGAGUAUCGUUAAAGACCUGCAAACCCAGCUGGCCCUGCAGGCUGACAACUGCCCUCCUGGAGACUCCAUAGACGCACACAGACAGCACACCAAUGGAUCCUAAAGUUGCACAUUCUCAACUGGAGUAAGAGACUCACUACAAAGGAGCAUGGUUAAGGACUUUGUUGCACCUCCUGUUAUGGAAAAGAAACUCAGCAAAAUGCUAAGUCAGUUUUGUAGAGGAAAAAUCUGUCAUAUAUAAUAUGAUAUGAUAUAAAUCAAUAUUAUUAUGGCAAUAUAUGAAUUUUAUGAAAUGAACUGGAAAGUAGCAUGAUGUCUGAGCAUGUUGUAGAGCGUGAAACUAAGAAAGACUUCUUCAGUGAUGAACACAUCUCUCCAGUGACGUCAGAGCCCUCAGUUAGACACCUGACGCUGUCCAAGGAUAUUAUUUUGGUAUAAGCUAUUCUAAGAUGUGCAAAUACAGCCACAUAACACUACUUGAAUAUGAAGGGAAGAAACAUGUUGCGCCUGGUGAAACAUGAGUAGAUGAAACUCUUGGUGCCACAAAAUAUUGGUACACUCAAAGGUGUCAUUGCAGACCACUGGAAACAAGAGACACCAGUUUACCACUAUUUACUUUUAAUAUCAGCUUGCUUUUUAUAACUGUGUAGAGGAUGUACUUUUUAAGAAAUAUUGCUUGCGCAGCACUGUUAUUCCACAGGCAAGAAAAAAACACCCAUAUACAAACAUGUACGCAUGUAUACCAGCUUGUCUACCUUUUUGUAUUUUAUAAACCUGACGUAUUGGAGGUUACGUGGGCCGCCUUCAGGCCCACCA